Sinocyclocheilus grahami is the source of this 1705-nucleotide messenger RNA. It is a transcript of the gene cyld3, whose product is annotated as cylindromatosis (turban tumor syndrome) 3. Bases 164 to 1705 code for a protein of 513 amino acids. The transcript is spliced from 11 exons. The record is from RefSeq and is a predicted model, not a curated record. Lineage: Eukaryota; Metazoa; Chordata; Actinopteri; Cypriniformes; Cyprinidae.
UCAUGUGUUCUGUUGUACAGAAUCUAGAUCUGAACGGUCUCCUCUGGCAGUAACCAGUCCUAAACUGCCACCGCUGCCCGUCCCCAAUAAACCCGCCCUUCAGCCGCCAUCGCCCAGCAAUGACCCGUCACAGGCCCUGAACCGGCCGCUCAUCCAGCCAUCCAUGCUGCUGACGGCCAGAAAAGCCCUCCAGCCUCCGUCCUCCUCCGCCCCGAAAGCCGCUCUGAAACCUCCUUCUCCGCUCACGACACCCAAACCAGCCCUGCAGCCUCCCGCGGUCCCCCCCAUCAAACCCCAGGCCCCGCCCACCGACCAGUCCCGCUCCUCCAACGGAUUCCACAACCUCCCGUCUCCACCAAUCGCUGAGCAGAGGGCGGAGCUUGGCACCUGGUUGGAGGUGGGUUCCAUGGUGGAAGUGAACGACCCGCCCCUUUUCGGAGUCAUUCGCUGGAUUGGACAAAUCAACAACAUCCCGGAACCAGUUGCUGGAAUCGAGCUGGAUCAGGAGUUGUCCGCCGCCACAGAUGGCAGUUAUCUCGGUGAACGUCACUUCCACUGUCCCGCUCACAAAGGCCUGUUCGUCAGACUGAGGAACUGCAGACGCGACUCCAGGUUUCCUGAGCCUGAGCUGCCCAUCAAUCAGGUCGACCGCUGCAACUCCAUCGCGUUUGCUAACUGGAGCAGUAAGCGUGUGGAGGAGCACACGCCUCCGCUGUGCGGUCCGGACGCCCGUCUGACGUACGAGGGCUUCAAGAAAGGCAUUCAGGGUCACCUCAACUCCUGCUACCUGGACGCGUCUCUCUUCAGUGUGUUCUCGUGCUGCAGCUCGUUCGACUGGCUGCUCUUUUGGCCGGUUGGAGCUCAAAACAAUCCCAUCAGUCAAAGCGCUCAGGAUCUGCUGCGCUGCGAGAUCGUCAAUCCUCUGCGCCGGUAUGGAUACGUGUGUGCCAGUAAAACCAUGGCUUUACGCAAACUACUGAAAGAAGAAACAGCCGAUUCAGGAUUUACCAACGAGGAGAAAGAUCCAGAGGAAUUCCUCAACCAGCUUUUCCUGCUUCUCCAGGUUGAGCCGCUUCUGAAGAUCAGGUCUGUGAGUCAGAAAGCACAGGAGUGUUUCAUCUAUCAGCUCUUUCCUCCGGCGUCUCCUCCGCUCUCUCCGCUCGUGUCUCCGGCCGCGGGGCUCCUGCGUGUCUCCAGCGUUCAGGCGUUACUCGAGUCCUCCUUCAUGCACUCGGGACUCAAGCUCACGGAGGCUCCGUCCUGCUUGCCGCUCCUCAUGCCCAGAUUCGGCAAAGAGUUCAAGAUGUUUGACGCCAUCCUGCCCUCGCUGAGCCUCGACAUCACCGACCUGCUGGACGAGACUCUGCGGCAGUGCAGUAUCUGUCAGUCGGUGGCGCAGUGGGAGUGUCUGCAGUGUUACGAGGAUGUUGACAUCACACCUGGACAGUUAAAACAGUACUGCAACACCUGUAACACACAGGUUCACACACAUAAGAAGCGCCAGACGCACCGGCCGGUGGAGGUGCGGGGGCCCCUGGGCUGCUGGGAAGGGCCGGUUCACGGGGCCCGGCAGCUGAUGGAUCUGUUCGCCGUCACCUGCAUCGAGACGAGUCACUAUGUGAGCUUCGUCAAACACGGACCCCAACCCACGGACUGGCUGUUCUUCGACAGCAUGGCCGACCGAGAGGGUGAAAUAAAAAUCUGA